AUGAUGUGCUUUAGAGCAAGAAAGUCUAAAACCUCCUUUGAAGAAGACGAAUCUGAAGGAUAUAAAAAACAAUAUCGUGACAAUACGAUCAGAAAAUCUCCGUCCCCACCAUCACCAUCACCACAGUUUCAACGAAGGGCGCAAACAGCAGAUCGUCGGAGUCCAUCGCCAGUUUCGACUUCAGUUUCAACAACUUCGCAGAGGUCACCACAAAAGCAACAAAAAAGUUUAUCAGACAGACCAAAUUCUGUUUUAAAACCUGCUAGUCGAAGUAAACCGAAUGAAAAGUCUGGUAGAUUACAGGCAAAUACUACACCUGAAAAACCAAAGACUUUAAUGACAAGAAACAGACAUCGUACACUUCAAGAACAAAGCUUUAAUAUCUUAAUGCGCUAUGGACAACCUGCUUACGACAAUCCUCUUCUCAAUUGUCAGUAG
This is a messenger RNA of Trichobilharzia szidati, 438 nucleotides long. The record is from the annotation of a GenBank genome assembly. Lineage: Eukaryota; Metazoa; Platyhelminthes; Trematoda; Strigeidida; Schistosomatidae.